Molecule: messenger RNA, 819 nt
Organism: Lentinula edodes (shiitake mushroom)
Lineage: Eukaryota; Fungi; Basidiomycota; Agaricomycetes; Agaricales; Omphalotaceae
Exons: 10
Coding region: 1-819 (272 amino acids)
Source: RefSeq, a predicted model, not a curated record
AUGACACAUGCAGAAUAUGUACAGCACCACACAGGAAUCAAGAAAUUGAAGCCUGCUGAUUUCGCACAAGCAGCAGAAGACGAACGAAGAAAAAGACCAUAUUCAAAUCCCGUGAUGAGAGCACUGUCAUGGGCUCAAACUAAAGCUGAGUCAGUGUAUUUGCUAGAGAGCGAAUCGACUUUGACAACUUUCAACCUAAACAGGGACCCAGUAGCACACAAGGUGAAAGUGGUAGAGGCAUGUUACGCACCUGGUAUAUUUUUGGAUGGUGCACUGUUGACUACUGCCAUGAAGGACUGUCUGUGGUCAGAGGCUUUUCACAAGAAGGUGUCCGAAUUUGUAGCGAAGAAUAUAACCGCUGACAUUGGGCUCAACAGCCAGGAUCUUAUGCAGUUGCAUACAACCCCGUCAUUAUCCUUUAAUUGUCCCCUGUUGCCAAAUAACCCGGAAUAUAUGAUGAAGACAAAAGACAUGACAUUUUACUUCAUGGUGUAUGCAUCCAAGAAGCAACACAAAUCAUCAAAUGAGUCCAUGAUACUGGUGAAACGCAAGAACUCACUGCCCCCAAACUUGAUGGGUUGGGGUGACCGUUACAUUUCCCACUUUUCCGUACCAAUCUAUCUGGAUGGUAUAUCUGCUGCAUUGCAGCAAACAUUUGAAGCUCUGCAGUCAAAGAGGGUGACAGCUAACGACAGUAGUGUUGGUGCUGUAGAAGCUACCUGGGAUUCAACUGCAAAUGAAGACAGUGUGCGGUUGACAACACAAAAUGGAAAGAUCACAGUCAAAAACCAGCUGCAAGUAUUUGAGCAAAUCACAUGA